AUGUCAGACCAGGUGCGAGAGCCGGUGACAGUGCCCACCAAGAGGGAGCACGCCGUGGACGGUGGGAGUGCGGAGGGGAGCUCCGACUUCUGCAUCACGGCUUCGGGUGCUGAUUUGGGCGGACUGUUGGACCUUGAGACUCUGUAUCAGGGUGUUGAACGCAGUAUUAACCAGAGCCGACGAGCCCGCAGACAGCUGCCGGAACGAAUCUACAACAUUGAGGUUUUGCUGGGGGUGGACGACUCCGUGGUGCAGUUUCACGGGCAGCAGAAAGUGGAGAAGUACCUUCUCACUCUUAUGAACAUCGUGAACGAGAUUUAUCAUGACCAUUCUCUCGGGGCACGAAUAAACGUGGUGCUAGUUCGGAUUGUUUUGGUCGAUGCCAGAAAAUCCACGAGCCUCAUUGAGCUGGGUAAUCCUUCUCAGAGUCUGGAGAAUGUGUGCCGCUGGGCUUUUGAACAGCAGAGGAAGGACACUAACGAUAAAGAAUACCAUGAUCACGCCAUCUUUCUCACUCGUCAAGAGUUUGGACCCACAGGGAUGCAGGGUUACGCUCCUGUCACAGGCAUGUGUCAUCCCGUACGGAGCUGCACUCUCAACCAUGAGGACGGUUUCUCAUCAGCUUUUGUUGUGGCGCAUGAAACCGGCCACGUGUUGGGAAUGGAGCAUGAUGGGCAGGGGAAUCGUUGUGGAGAUGAGGUGCAGAUGGGGAGCAUCAUGGCUCCACUGGUGCAGGCGGCUUUCCACCGCUUCCACUGGUCCCGCUGCAGUCAACAGGAACUGGGCCGCUACCUGCAUUCGUAUGAUUGUCUCCGUGACGACCCGUUCGAGCACAAAUGGGAAGAGCUUCCACACCCGCCCGGGCUGCAUUACUCCAUGCACGAACAGUGUCGCUUUGACUUCGGGGCCGGAUACAUGAUGUGCACAGCGUAUCGCCCCUUUGACCCCUGUAAGCAGCUUUGGUGUGCUCACCCAGACAACCCCUUUUUCUGCAAGACCAAAAAAGGUCCGCCCAUUGAUGGCACUAAAUGCGGUGAUGGGAAGCACUGUUUUAAAGGCCACUGUAUGCAGUUGACUCCAGACAUCAUAAAACGGGACGGAAGCUGGGGGAUGUGGAGUGAGUUUGGUGCCUGCUCUCACCCCUGUGGAAGGGGACUACAGUUUCGCACACGAGCUUGUGACAAUCCACGUCCAGCUAACGGUGGACGUAUUUGCUCCGGCCCAAGUUAUCAGUUCCAGAUUUGUAAUACGCAUGAGUGUGAGGACCCGUACCACGACUACAGAGCCGAGCAAUGUAGCAUGAUGGACAACAAGUUUGAGUACCAGAAUACCUGGCACCACUGGCUGCCUUAUGAACACCCCGACCGUAAAGUGGCUGUCAGGAAUAAAGCGUCAGGUGAUUUCUUUCUCAACGCCCAUGGAGACUACCCAGAGACACGUUCAGUUAUUGAAAAAGGUCUGGAAUGGGAGUAUGAAAAUAAAAACAACAAGGACACCAUUCAAACCAGCGGACCCUUGAAAAGCGACAUGGUUGUCAUGAUCCGAAUGCAUGGAUCAGCCAAGGUGAAGGUGUCAAUCAAAUACAUCACUGACAAUGACAGACUGUGUGAUGGUACCAAUGAGAAUAACAUGGUUCCUGAUAAUGCGGUGCCAUAUUCCUGGGUGGUGAAAAGAUGGACACCCUGUUCCAAGACCUGUGGAGGAGGUAUUCAGAUGACGCGUUAUGGCUGCCGUAAGAAUGCAGAGAUGAGGAUGGUCCAUCGCAGAUUCUGUGAGAAAAUCAAGCAGCCUCCGCCCCUGUUUAGAGACUGUUACUUGAGAGAGUGUGCUCAGCCCAUCUGGGUGGCUGGAGAGUGGGGCGAAUGCAGUAAGUCUUGUGGGAAGACGGGAACUCAGACACGUUCCGUACGCUGUGUCCAACCUCUGGGCGACGGCAAGUUCAAAUCCAUUCGCAGCCGUUACUGCAGUGAUGAGCGCCCAGAGUCCCGCAGAGACUGCAAUCGCAACUUGUGCCCUGCUGAGUGGAGGCUGGGCCCCUGGUCACAGUGCUCAGUGACAUGUGGUAAUGGUACGCAGGAGAGGCAGGUGCUUUGUCAUACUCGUGACAACACCAUUGGACUCUGUCUGGACUCCAAACCUGCUGCAUUGAGACCCUGCAGAAUGGAUCCCUGCCCAAGGAGCGCUUCCGACUUCAACAAGCAUGGCAACUUCCUGAUACAGUGGUUGUCGCGUCACGACCCCAAAUACCCCGUGCAGAGGAUGUCAAAACGUUGUCAUGGUGACCGUUCUGCAUUCUGUGGCAUGGAGGUGCUGCAGCAGUAUUGCUCUCUGCCGGGCUUCCAGCGCAUGUGCUGCAAGUCCUGCAAGGUUGGCAAUAUCACAAAGACCACUGUGGCCACAAGUAAGCCACCAUCCAAAACGAAAAUCACCACCAACGGACGAUCCACCACAACCCAAAGUCCCACACGCACAGAGUCCACCACCGUGUGGACCUCCACAGCAGCCUUUUUGCCGACCACAGAAGGGAAAAGGGCCACAUCUGUGAGCACACCUUGGUUAUAUACCAUUUUAGCAAUGUCACCCUUUUAUCCAUAUACUGCAACUCCUAUCUAUAAGCCAGCUACUCCAGAACAGAGCACAUCCUUUGCCAUUACUACACCAAGUAGGAUCACAUCUGCUCCUGCGGACGUGACUGAAUUACCUGUUAGCACUGUUUCUGCAGCAACAAGGAUCACAUCUGCACUUGCAGAUGUGGAAAACAACACCAAAUUACCUGUUAGCACUGUUUCUGCAGCAACAAGGAUCACAUCUGCACUUGCAGAUGUGGCAAACGGCACCGAAUUACCUGUUAGCACUGUUUCUGCAGCAACAAGGACCACAUCUGCACCUGGAAAUGACGUGACCGAAUUACCUGUUAGCACUGUUUCUGCAGCAACAAGGACCACAUCUGCACCUGGAAAUGACGUGACCGAAUUAUCUGUUAGCACUGUUUCUGCAGCUACAAGGAUCACAUCUGCACCUGGAAAUGACGUGACCGAAUUACCUGUUAGCACUGUUUCUGCAGCUACAAGGAUCACAUCUGCACCUACAGAUGUGGCAAACAGCACCGAAUUACCUGUUAGCACUGUUUCUGCAGCAACAAGGAUCACAUCUGCACCUGCAGAUGAUGUGGCAAACAGCACCGAAUUACCUGUUAGCACUGUUUUCCCAGUAAUUUUCAGUGAUCUGAAUAAUGGCAUCACCGUCCAGUUUAAAGAGUUUGAUGGGAGUAGUGGUGCACCAGAUGUAGACAGCAGUGCGAUAUUGCAGUCAACAACAGUGAAUGGUGUGAAUGAAAGGGAAUUGACAACCUCAGUCAAUAUGGAUGUCAGCAUCCCAGUGACAUCUAUAUCAGAGGUGCUAACAACCACUGAAGAACCUGCUCCCCUGGUACCAACUUCUGUAUCUACAACUUCCAGUACACCACUGUCCAGUACAACAGCAUCUGGCACAGAGAAGACAAGUGGAUGGCCAAAUAAAGUGGAAGAAGUGAGUGAGAGCAACGUUAUUGAUAUACCAUAUCAAAUAAUCCCAUUGGACAAUGAGUUUCCUGUGAAUAACAUCAUCCCCAGGAGAGGACGUGUGUUUCUGCGUGAGAAAACACGGAAUAAGCGCAUCCAGGAACUGCUUGAGGAGAAGCGAAACUUUUUGAGACGGAUGAAAAGAGCACAGGGGAUUUGAACCCUGUCCAGUUUCUCUUAUAGAGAUACAGCUGCCAAAUGCAACUUCUGAAUCUAGACUUUAUUUUGGUGCUUGGGUCAAGAACUGGAAAAUGGCCAAAAUAUUGCUGUGAACUGAUGCUUUGCCCUCUUUUAAUGACAUGGCAAACUGAUCUUUGUGGAGCAAAACCACUAGCAAGUGUUUGCAUAGUUGCUUUGAACCUCAACAAUGUCCCUUUAGGAGGUUUCACUGGAAAUUCUAAUUCAAAGUGAUUUAUCAUUUUAAAGGAUUAGUUCAGCCAAAAAUGGAAAUUCUGUCAUCAUU
Sinocyclocheilus grahami is the source of this 4023-nucleotide messenger RNA. RefSeq names its product A disintegrin and metalloproteinase with thrombospondin motifs 2-like. Gene Ontology annotation, biological process: extracellular matrix organization; proteolysis. Gene Ontology annotation, cellular component: extracellular matrix. The record is from RefSeq and is a predicted model, not a curated record. Lineage: Eukaryota; Metazoa; Chordata; Actinopteri; Cypriniformes; Cyprinidae. The transcript is spliced from 18 exons. Bases 1 to 3720 code for a protein of 1239 amino acids. Gene Ontology annotation, molecular function: metalloendopeptidase activity.